Triticum aestivum (bread wheat) is the source of this 3080-nucleotide messenger RNA. RefSeq lists its product as uncharacterized. The transcript is spliced from 5 exons. Bases 1645 to 2496 code for a protein of 283 amino acids. The record is from RefSeq and is a predicted model, not a curated record. Lineage: Eukaryota; Viridiplantae; Streptophyta; Magnoliopsida; Poales; Poaceae.
CAACUCCCUAAAAUGAUAAAAGAAAUCAGCAGUUAGGGCCACCGCCGCUCGGCGCCUCGGCAACAGCAGUCGAUCUCCCGCCGCCGUUUGGCCCAGCCAGAGCCAUCGUCGUCGCUCGCCCCCUCUACCAUAGAUCUCACGCCGUCGCGCUCCCCCGGCCAAUGAUCUGACGCUGCCGCAACUCGCCCCCAGCCCGAACUCCGGCGUCGCCCGACUCUGAUCCCCCGCCGGCCCUCCGGCCAGAGCUCCACCGCCGCUCGACCACUCCUCCUAGACAAGUUCCCCCGCCGCUUGACGCUGGUCGCCUCCCUACAGCGCAAGCUCCUCUGCCACCUGACGCCGGUCUGCCCCAGGCCAAGCUCCCCGAUCCCCUGACGCCGGUUGCAGCCCGACAUCGCUCCCCCCAAUGCCAGGCUCCGCCGGUUGUAGCCCGACACCGCUCCCCCCAACGCCAGGCUCCGCCGGCCGCAGAAUACUCUACCCGGACGACUCCUCUCUCACUUUGCUGCCGACCUUGGCAAUGAGCUCGCCGACACACCUCUGCUGCUAGGAGCUUGUCCACAGUGAUACACUGUAUUGGUGAAAUUUGACAAAUGUUGAUAAAAUCAGUGAAUACUUUUUGGUGAUUGGAUGAGAAUUGUUGUUAAAAACAGUGCGGACUGUUGAUUCGAUGGCAAUUGUUGAUGACAUGAUAUUUUUUGAAGUUGAUCUGGUUAGGGGGAGCUGCAUAUGUCAUGCCACACAAGAGUAUUUUUCUUUUUUUAGCAAGAGAAACCACUGGAUAUUACUUAGAUUUUUAGUAACUGGUUAUACCAGCUAGCCUUCUGUUCUGCUGUUUCUCAAGCAUUGGGGAAUAUACAUCCAUAUUUGUCAUUUAUGAUAUUUUCUUUAUGUACUUCACAAAAUUCUAUUACUCUAGUAAAGACACAUCUCCACUUAUGUUUUCCAGUGUAAGAUGAAAGAUUGGGUAGAUCCUAUUAUACCAUUUGAACCUUAGUAUCUAUUGCACAGUUUAAAAUAUUCAUAUAUACCUAUGUUUAAUGUACAAGAGCAUAUGGAAAUUACAAACUGAUCGAUUUUGCUUUCAUUACUAUGAGUGGUAGCUCAGCUUUGAGAAUGUUGCAGGGCAGAGUGUUUCUCUUAGGAAAAAAGGUUGUUGUGGCAAAGAAAGGGAAAGGGAAAAAGAAGGGCAAAGACAGUGAAAAAGCAACUGAAGGUCCUGAAAAACAGAAGCGUAAAAGAGCGCCUAACAAGAAAUCAGGUAACGUCGCACGUAAACCUGAGAAGAAGCCUGAGGAUUGUUUCAAAAAGAAGUCAAUAUUCUUUGAUUUGGAAUACUGGGGGUACAACAAGUUAAGGCAAAAUCUAGAUGUAAUGCAUAUUGAGAAAAAACAUCUGUGAAAAUUUAAUUGGAACCUUACUGGAUAUUGAUUCUAAAAUAAAGGAUGGCCUUAAUGCACGACUUGACUUGGGAGAAAUUAGAAUUCGAUCUAGCCUUCAACCUGAUGAAGGUGAUAAGGGUAAAACUAAAUUGCCGCAUGCACCUUUUAAUAUGUAUAAAGAAAAGAAGGAGAUUCUUUGUACAGUGAUUAAGAAUUGUAGGACACCUGAUGGUUAUGCAUCAAACUUUCGAGGUGUGUGAACAUGAAAGAAUUAACAUUGACUGGCCACAAAAUCCACGACUGUCAUGUUAUUCUAGAAGACAUCCUUCCUGUGGCACUUUUAAACUGUUAUCCCAGUAAAGAUGUCAUGAUAAUAGUUGUUGAGCUGGCUAAUUUCUUCAAGAAGCUAUGCUCCAAAGUGUUAGAUGUCUCUGAGCUUGACAAACUGCAAGAGAGUAUUGUGAAGACACUUUGUAAUAUGGAAAAAGUUUUUCUUCCAUCGUUUUUUACUGUCAUGGUACAUUUGAUGGUGCAUUUAGUUGAAGAAGCUAAACUUGGUGGCCCGGUGCAUUACAGGUGGAUGUACCCUCUAGAGAGAUCAUUUGUUUGGCUAAAGUCACUUGUGCGCAAUAGAACUUAUCCUGAAGGUUCUAUUGCUGAAGGAUAUAUUGUUGAAGAAUGCUUGACCUUUUGUUUAAGAUUUCUAGAAGGAACCACACGUUUCACGAGAACAUCUAGGAACCCUGAUCCUUCAGAUAAUACAAAGGGCAUGUACAUGUUUGAUAGUGUUGGUGAGCCAAUUGGAAAGGCUGUCACUGUAGGCCAGUUGGACGAUCAGCUUCUAGUUCAAGCACAUCGAUAUGUCUUGCGACACUGUGAUGAGCUUGAUGAUCUCCGUAGAGAAUUUGUGGAUCAAGAGAAGAGGAAGCCGGGUAACUUAAAUUUGACGGAUGAUGACAAUCAGGAUUUGAUUAGUAGACACUUUGCUGACUGGUUGGAACAAAAGGCUAUACUAGAUGAUGGACCGGAUAUUACAGAAAAGAUAAGAGCAUUAGCCGCAAAACCAAGCAAAUGCGGGGUGCGCUAUAGUGGCUAUAUAAUUAAUGGCUUCUAGUUUCAUAAUAUCAGUCGCGAGACAGGACGCGUGACACAAAAUAGUGGUGUCGUGAACCUUGCUGAAAAUGGUGUCCUAUUAUGGCCGGUUAUCUGACAUCUUCGAAUUGUCAUACAGAGAUUACAAGGUGGUGCUCUUCAAAUGUGAUUGGUAUGAUGUUCAUCACAAAGCUGGUAUUUAAGAGAUGAGUUUGGAUUCACUCAUGUGAACUUCUCCCGCAAAAUACAUACAUGGGAGAAGUUAGAGGAUGAUCCUUUUGUAUUUUCUUCCCAAGUGGACCAGGUAUUUUAUAUCCAACAUCCGAGAAGUGAGAAUUGGAAUACCAUGGUGAAAUUCGAACCUCGUGAUAUUUUUGACAUGGGUGGAGAACCAUCUUCUGAUGAAACAGAUUAGUCUUUGUGCUUUCAGCUUGUUAUCGGCAGCUAAGAUAUAGGUUGAGCACUUGUCAUCCAUGCUCCUUGGUAGAGUUGCUCCAAUAUAACUAUUCUAGCUGGGCGGAUCUUCUUCAGAAUAUAUUGUUCCCUGUGUUACUCUGUAAUGAACGAGUCCAUGGUCUUUUUUAAUGCAUAUUUUCCCUUUUGUUA